GGGAACAGUGGACGCUGCCUUUAAAGCGUAAGACCGGGCUCCUCCGCUGUGGAUGAUAGCGUGGUUAUUUUAAGUUUUUCUCCCACUCCCCUUCUCCCUAUACUUCCCGCGUAAUUUACCACUACCACUGAGUGAAUAGAUGAAUUUAUACCAAAGGAAUUGCCGGACCUGACGUGGGAAUAGGCUUUGGAAACUUUGGCUUCUCAUGAGGGGAGUAUCGCGGAUGUUGCUCGAGCACGUAACAGGGAGCUAACCGGUUCUCUCUCGCGCUCUCCCAUAUUCAAAACGACCAGAGAGAAUCAGACUCACCAUCAACAAAGGAUAAACUUCAUUAACUUUUUUGGAAAGGGGAAAACUAUUGCAGAUUAAAUUGUUGCCUUUGCUUAUAUUGACAUUGUAUGUUUUAACUUGCUCCGAUGCAGGUGCAGUGAGAAUUUGAACUGCCUAUGAUUGAACUCUGCUCUGCAAUCUGAAAAAUAUUUUUUCAAAGGAACACAGAUAGGUUCAAGCUGUUUUCUUGCAAUUCGUAAUAGGUAGAAAUAGGUUUGCCACCUUGCAAUACAGACUGAAACCCACGACUGUCAGUGAGUGUAUGCUACAAUUUUGUUCAAACAUAAAAAGCGGUGUAUUUUUAUCCACAGGGGAAACGUUUAAAAUGAAAAAUACGUUGCUGGAUGACUGCGUUAUUGCAUAAGCCUACCGAUAAUUGCAUUUUUGGGCUUAUAUAUUUGUUGGCAUUCUUUACGUCAUAUGUGUGACGGCAAAGCUUUAAAUUGACCCGCUUCACGUAUCGUUCCUUCUGAGCAGUUGGCGCUUGUUGGAUAGCUUGUUCUCGCUCGAGCGCCCGGAGAUUGCCCGGUUUCAGCGGCAACAGCGUUCACGGAGAGAGGACAGUAACAGCAUCCACACCGGCACACAGAGAACUCUGGGAAGACUUGGUCAGCACCACAGCAGAGCAACAUGUAUCCAGUGUGCCUGACACACGCUGCGCAUUUAGUCCGGCUGGGGACAAUGGUUGGGGAUUCGCCUGGAUUGAGGUGGCGUGCCACAUGGAUUUUAUUGUUUUCUCUGUUUAUCCACUACACAACAGCUCAAGAUGACGUGCCGCCCUACUUUAAGACGGAGCCGGUGCGGAGCCAGUUGCACCUGGAGCGUAACAGGCUGGUGUUGACGUGUAUGGCAGAGGGGAGCUGGCCCCUGGAGUUCAAAUGGAUCCACAAUGGCACUGAGCUCACACGUUUCUCACAGGAGUACAGGUACUUGAUUCCCUCCCUGGACCGUUCCCAUGCUGGCUUUUACCAAUGUAUCAUCAGAAACCGUGUUGGAGCCUUACUGCAGAGGAGGACUGAAGUGCAGGUUGCAUUUAUGGGCGGUUUUGAGGAGGGUGAGCGUGCCCAGUCGGUCUCUCAGGGAGAGGGGGCAGUGGUUCCCGCUCCACGCAUCAGGAGCUUUCCCCAGCCGCAGGUCACAUGGUUCAGAGACGGACGCAAGAUACCGCCCAGCAGCCGCAUAGCCAUUACUCUGGACAACACUCUGGUCAUCCUGUCCACGGUGGCCCCUGAUGCUGGACGUUACUACGUACAGGCUGUCAACGACAAGAACGGCGAAAACAAGACCAGCCAACCCAUAACCCUUUCUGUCGACAAUGUUGGUGGGCCUGCAGACCCCAUUGCCCCCACCAUAAUCAUCCCCCCAACAAACACCAGUGUAGUGUCAGGCACGUCUGAAGUCACCAUGGAGUGUGUCGCGAACGCAAGACCACUGAUCAAACUCAGCAUCACAUGGAGGAAGAACAGGGUUCUGGUCACCAGUGGUCUGAGUGACUUCAACCGCAGACUGACCAUUAUCGGCCCUGUGGUCAGUGACUCAGGGUUUUAUGAGUGUGAGGUGGUCCUCCGCAGCAGCAGUGUGCCUUCUGUCAAUGCUGGGGCCUACCUACAUGUUCAAGAGCCUCCCCAGUUUGUGAAGGAACCAGAGAAACACAUUACUGCUGAGAUGGAGAAAGUGGUGGAUAUCCCCUGUCAGGCACGAGGUGUGCCUCAACCAGACAUUGUGUGGUAUAAGGAUGCGGUGCCCAUCAGCCCAGUGAAAACCCCCAGGUAUAGGGUGUUAGUGGGGGGCAGUUUGCAGGUCAACGGCCUUCUUCCUGAUGACACAGGGAUGUUCCAAUGCUUUGCACGGAACCUGGCAGGAGAGGUGCAGACCAACACCUACCUGGCUGUCACUAGCAUCGCCCCUAACAUCACAGCUGGACCAUCUGACAGCACAGUGAUUGACGGCAUGUCAGUCAUUCUCCACUGUGAAACAUCAGGAGCACCAAGACCAGCUAUCACCUGGCAGAAAGGUGAGCGUGUUCUGGCCAGUGGUUCUGUUCAGCUGCCCAGGUUCACCUUGCUGGAGUCAGGCAGUCUGCUCAUCUCCCCAUCUCACAUAUCAGACGCUGGCACCUACACCUGCAUGGCCAGCAACUCCCGGGGCAUAGACGAGGCUGCUGCUGACCUUGUGGUGUGGGCUCGCACCCGUAUCAACACCCCCCCUCAGGACCAGAGUGUCAUCAAAGGCACCAAGGCCACUGUGACCUGUGGAGUUACACACGACCCCAGUGUCACGGUCAGGUAUGUGUGGGAGAAGGAGGGCUUGGUCAUCAACGCCCAGUCUAUCCCUCGUAUCCGGCUGGACCCGGAUGGUACCCUCCACAUCUCCCAGACCUGGUCAGGUGACAUCGGGACCUACACCUGUAGGGUUAUGUCAGUAGGAGGCAAUGACUCACGCAGCGCACACCUCCGAGUCAGACAGCUGCCCUAUGCUCCAGAGAACCCUGCGGCCCUGCUAAGUUCCUCAGAAAAGAGGGCCAUUAACCUGACCUGGGCCAAGCCCUUCGACGGGAACAGCCCCCUGCUUCGCUACAUCCUGGAGGUCUCUGAGAACAACGCUCCCUGGGCUAUCCUCCUGGCCAACAUAGAGCCUGAGUCGACAGCAGUGACCGUCAGUGGACUCAUCCCAGCACGCUCCUACCAGUUCCGCCUGUGUGCCGUCAACGACGUGGGCAAGGGCCAGUUCAGCAAGGAGACUGACCGUGUAUCUCUACCAGAGGAACCUCCCAGUGCCCCUCCCCAGAAUGUGAUCGCCAGCGGCCGCACCAACCAGUCCAUCAUGAUCCAGUGGCAGCCCCCACCAGAGAGCCACCAGAACGGGGUUCUCAGGGGCUACAGCGUCCGGUAUCAUCUAACAGGUCUUCCGGUGGACUACCAGAGUAAGAACAUCUCCAAACCAGACGUUACCAACAUUCUCCUGGAGGACCUGAUCAUCUGGACCAACUAUGAGAUAGAGGUGGCAGCCUACAACAGGGCGGGGCUAGGAACCUUCAGCCACAAGGUCACUGAGUGGACGCUGCAGGGAGUGCCGACUAUAGCCCCCAGUAAAGUUCAGGUGGAGGCCGUCAAUUCCACGACCAUCCGUAUCACCUGGGCCGCCCCUAACCCUCAGUUUAUCAACGGGAUCAACCAGGGAUACAAGCUGUUGGCAUGGGAGCCAGGUCAGGAAGAGGAGGUCACCAUGGUUACAGUGAGACCUAACUUCCAGGACAGUGUGCAUGUGGGCUACGUGACGGGGCUGAAGAAGUUCACAGAGUACUACAGCUCUGUGCUGUGUUUCACUACGCCGGGAGACGGCCCCCGCAGCCCCGCUAACAGCCUGAGGACACAUGAAGACACUCCUGGGGCGGUCGGUGACCUGAGCUUCACAGAGAUCCUCGACACGUCUCUGAAAGUGAGCUGGAGAGAACCUGAAGAGAAGAACGGAGUCCUCACAGGGUACCGUAUCUCAUGGGAGGAGUUUAACCGCACCAACACACGGGUGACCCACUACCUCCCCAACGUGACCCUGGAGUACCGUGUCACGGGGCUGACUGCCCUCACCACCUACACCAUCGAGGUGGCCGGCAUGACCUCCAAGGGCCAGGGAAAACUGUCCUCCUCCACAAUCUCUUCUGGAGUACCUCCAGAGCUGCCUGGUCCUCCCACCAACAUGGCCAUCUCCAACAUUGGCCCUCGAUCCAUCACUCUCCAGUUCAAACCCGGCUACGAUGGAAAGACCUCCAUCUCUCGCUGGCAGGUAGAGGCCCAGGUCAGUGUGAUAGGAGACAAUGAGGACUGGGUGAUUGUUCACCAGUUGCCCAACGAGCCUGAUGCCCGAUCCCUGGAGGUGCCAGGACUAAACCCAUACACAUUUUACAGGUUCCGUAUGCGUCAGGUGAACAUUGUGGGGACUAGUCCUCCCAGUCAGCCCUCCAGGAAGAUCCAGACCUUGCAGGCCCGUCCAGAUAUGUUCCCUGCUAACGUCACCCUGCGCACGGCCAGCGAGACCAGUCUGUGGCUCCGAUGGGUGCCCCUACCAGAGUGGGAGUACAAUGGGGACCCAGAGGUGGUGGGCUACCGGGUCCAGUACUCCCGCACAGGCUCCCAGGUUAGGGCACUGACCCAUGUGAUCGCUGACCGGCUGGAGAGGGAGUUCACCAUCGAGGACCUGGAGGAGUGGACAGAGUACGAUGUCAGGGUUCAGGCUCUCAACGGCAUCGGGGCCGGGCCCUGGAGCCAGCCUGUCAGAGGAAGGACCAGGGAGUCUGUCCCCUCCUGUGGCCCCACCAACGUGUCAGCCUUCGCCACAACCUCCAGCAGUAUCCUGGUGCGCUGGUUUGAAGUACCAGAACCAGACCGGAAUGGGCUGAUCUUGGGAUACAAGGUGUUGUAUAGGGAGAAGGACUCUGACUCGUCCCUCCAGUUGUGGACAGUGGAUGGGAACGCCAGCCACAGUGUCCAGCUGACUGGUCUGGGGAAAUACGUCCUCUAUGAGAUCCAGGUCCUGGCCUUCACCCGCAUCGGAGACGGCAUGCCCAGCUCACCACUCAUACUGGAGAGAACUCUGGACGACGUGCCCGGCCCUCCAGUGGGCACCCUGUUCCCUGAGGUCCGGACCACCUCGGUGCGUCUCAUCUGGCAGUCCCCGUCCCAGCCUAAUGGUAUCAUCCUGGCCUAUCAGAUCACGUAUCGUCUGAACUCGACCAAUAGCAACACGGCCACAGUGGACGUCUUAAACCCGAGUGCUCGCCAGUACAUGGUGACUGGCCUGAAACAAGAGUCAGUGUACGUGUUCCGCAUCACAGCCCAGACACGCAAGGGCUGGGGGGAGGCUGCAGAGGCACUGGUGGUCACCACCGAGAAGAGAGCUCGCCCUCAGCCCACGGGUCGUCCCAUGGUGCCCCAAGAGAAUGUUCAGGCCCGCAGCGUGUUGUUGUCAUGGGAACCAGGCAGCGAUGGCCUCUCUCCGGUCCGCUACUACACCGUGCAGCUGAGAGAACUGCCCAACAGCAACUGGACCGUCCACUCUGCCUCGGUCAACCACGAGUCUAGCUUCUACAUAGUUGGCAGGCUGAAGCCCUUCAUCUCAUACCAGUUUAGAGUGAAAGCCACCAACGACAUAGGAGACAGUGAAUACAGCGAGGAGAGUGAAGUUAUCACCACACUACAGGACGCCCCUGAUGAAGCCCCCACAAUCCUCUCUGUCACACCACACACAACUACAUCCGUGCUGAUUCGCUGGCAGCAUCCGUCUGAGGAGAAGAUUAAUGGUAUCCUCCUGGGUUUCCGGAUACGAUACCGGGAGCUCAUGUACGACCGCCUUCGCAGCGUCUCCAUACGCACCGCCAACAGCCCUUCCAAUACAUGGACCGAGCUCAACUCGCCCUACAGCGUGAGAAACCUGAGCGAGUCCUCUCUCACCCAGUAUGAGCUGGAUAACCUGAGCAAACACAAGCGCUAUGAGAUCAGGAUGAGUGUGUAUAACGCCGUGGGGGAGGGACCAACCAGCACACCACAGGAAGUGUUUGUAGGAGAAGCAGUACCCACCGCCCCACCUCAGAACGUGGCCAUCCAAUCAGCAACGGCCACCCAGCUGGAUGUAACGUGGGAGCCUCCUCCAUUGGACUCUCAGAACGGAGACAUCCAGGGAUACAAGGUGUACUUCUGGGAGAUCCAGCACAAGAAUGAGACGGAGAGACUGCGCACCCUUUUCCUGCCAGAGGGAGGGGUCAAGCUGAAGAACCUGACUGGAUACACCACCUACAUGAUCAGUGUGGCCCUCUUCAACGCAGCAGGGGACGGGCCCCGAAGCCCACCAACCAGGGGCCGUACACAACAGGCUGCCCCCAGUGCUCCCAGCUUCAUCCACUUCAGUGAGCUGACUACCACGUCAGUCAACAUGUCCUGGGGUGAGCCCACCUACCCCAACGGCAUUCUAGAGGGCUACCGGCUGGUCUACGAGCCCUGCACCCCUGUUGACGGCGUCAGUAAGAUAGUGACGGUGGACGUCAAAGGGGCCCCGUUCUGGAUGAAGAUCAAGGACCUGGCUGAUGGGGUGACCUACAACUUCAGGAUCCGGGCCAAGACGUUCACAUACGGGCCUGAGGUGGAGGCUAACAUCACCAUGGGGCCUGGGGAAGGAGCCCCGGGCCCCCCUGGAGAGCCUUUCAUCUCUCGGUACGGCUCAGCUCUUACCAUCCACUGGUCCAACGGUGACCCCGGAAGUUCGCCUAUCACACACCACGUCAUCGAGGCCAGACCUUCAGAUGAGGGCUUGUGGGAUAUCUUGAUCAAGGACAUACCAAAGGAAGUGACGUCAUACUCCUUCAACAUGGACAUUCUGAAGCAAGGGGUUAGUUAUGACUUCCGGGUUAUUGGCGUGAACGACUAUGGCUACGGGUCUCCUAGUCCACCCUCAGCCUCCAUAUCUGCCAAAAAGGUGGCGCCAUUCUACGAGGAGUGGUGGUUCUUGGUGGUGGUGGCCCUGGUAGGUCUUAUCUUCAUCCUCCUUCUGGUCUUCAUCCUCAUCAUCAGAGGACAGAGCAAGAAGUACGCCAAGAAAUCUGACUCAGGGAACAACUCCAACUGUAAUGCCCUGACCCAUGGAGAUAUGGUCAGCCUGGACGAGGGACGCUUCCCCGCCCUGGAACUCAACAACCGACGGCUGUCCGUCAAGAACUCCUUCUGCCGUAAGAACGGUGUCUAUACCAGGUCUCCUCCUCGGCCCAGCCCAGGCAGUCUCAACUACUCUGACGAGGAUUUGAGCACCACCAAGUACAACGAUCUGAUCCCAGCUGAGAGCAGCAGCCUGACAGAGAAACCAUCUGAGAUAUCAGACUCUAAGGGCAGUGACAGUGAGUACGAAGUGGACCAGCACAGACAGAAGACACACUCCUUUGUGAGCCACUACAUCAGUGACCCCACCUACUACAACUCCUGGCGCCGCCAGCAGAAGGGCAUCUCCCGGGCACAGGCCUACAAUUAUACAGAAUCAGAGUCGGGUGACCCGGAGCCCUGCGCCCCGUCACCACCCCUGCCCCCGCUGCCACCCCAGCUCACCUCCACCACCCCUCUACCCCAGACCCAGCCCCAUGGUCAACCCCAGGGCCUCACACCCCAGGGCCAGGGUAGUCUGUUCAGGCCUAAAGGCAGCCGGACUCCAACCCCCUCUCAGCAGCUCUCCAACUCCACCCCUCCCAGCCACUCCAACACCCUGUCCUACUGGCCCCCCAGCAGCCCCAGCCCAGCCCCUGGAUCUCGGGCCCCCAUCGCCGGGUUCUCCUCAUUCGUUUGAUUCCAAGAGGGAUCUGUGUUCCCUUCUGAAAACAAAACCCACCCUGCUGCCCAACGUGUCUAGAGAGUAAAUACCCAACACAAAAGAAACCCUCAGAAUCCACCAUAUUAAUUUCUGUUUCUCUGUUUUUUCUUUCUUGUUUUUCUUCUUUCCUUUUUAUUACUGAGUUGUGUUUUAAGGAUCAUACUAUACACAGACAAGACAGCAGUUACAUACUUCAUUCCAGUUCAUUGUUCCUCUUGUGUGCGUGUGCUGGUAUAGUUUUAUUUGUGUGCGUGUGCUGGUAUAGUUUUAUUUGUGUGCGUGUGCUGGUAGUUUUAUUUGUGUGCGUGUGCUGGUAUAGUUUUCUUUAACCCAUAGACAUCUGCUGAGAACAAGACAGUAUCUAUUCAUGUUUCUGUUUGAUUGAUUUGCAUGAGUUUCAAUGUAUUAUUUAUUUUCUCUUUUUCAUUGUUACACUUCUACACACAUACAACAAGAGAAUAAUUUAGUUAGAUACUGUAAAAAGGCAAGAGUUUAUUGGAAAAAAAUAUCUACAAGAUGAUAAAAGUGUCAUAGCGUCAAUCCACACUCGGAUAACAAGCACCAAUGAAACUGGGAUCCCAAAAUGGAGCCAUACAAGCGACCGAAAUGAGUAGAGUUUGAAGGACGGAAAGAGGAACAGGGUAAAUGGAUUUGAUUUGAUUUGUAUAGAAAAGACAAAGUAAUGAAAGUGAGGAGGAAGGGGGAGAUUGAGGCUGAAAUGAGCCCACUGGCAGUCGUUAAAUGCCCAGUCCUGUCCAAUUAGGUCAAUUAAGUUUAUUGGUGUUAAUGUGAGAUAUGUUAGUGACCUCCCCCUAUUUAACCUAUGGACCAUGAUCCUCAGCAGUUAUCUGGGCUGGCCUAUAGGGUACGCACUAUUGUGUCUGACAGCAUUUCGAUGUCACAGGCAGGUCACAUCUCUGUGCUGUACACUAUGUUCCUAGUUGCCUGCCCGCCUUGGCAGAUAUGGGAAAUGUAGUGUAUGUCUGAAGUAAAAAUGUUGAGGUUGGUCUGCAAGUUCUUUGUAUCCUUUAGUGGAUCAGACAUGCCAUGGUUGAUUAUAACUAGGGAUUCAUAUUUUCCUGAAAAUGUUCCCUUACAAGCCAUUCUCAGGCAUCCCAGUAUGCCUGUUGAAAGUGGAAGUGCUAUUUAAAAGCAUAUAAUACCAGCGAAGGAAAUCUGACAUAAUUCUACCACUGAAAAAUAUACACAGGAAUCUAACAGUUUCUUGAUUUUGUUUCAUUUUAAUCAACUAAAAGUUCUCAAAGUCACUACACUAUUUCGUUGAUGUAAUCUAGUUUUAAUGUAGGCAUAUGAAGCACUGUUGGUCGACUUGUAAAAUAUCCGGAGGUUAUUACAGCCUAGUGAAAACGUCAUUCGUUUUAGCCUACCAUUGAUGGAAAGCUUGUUGGUCCUUUCCUCUCACUAUUAUGGGAAUGAGGCCAAGUAGUGGUGGUUUUGACAACAGCUUAGUCAUUUAGCAGACUCUCUUAUCCAGAGGGACUUACAGGAGCAAUUAGGGUUAAGUGAAAUGCUCAUGGGCACAUCAGAUUUUUCACCUCGUCGCCUCGGGAUUCAAACCAGCAAUCUUUCAGUUACUGGCCCAAUGCUCUUAACCGCUAGAAUACCUGCCGCUUACUGUGUUGGCCUUGUCUUAGGGAAUGUAGUCUGAUGCUGCGCUAAACAAACAGAAAAGCAAAUGGCCGCAGUAGCGGAGAUUCAGCACCAUGGUUUAUCAAUUCCCUGCAGAUCUUUAAAAUCAUGCUCUCACUUUUGUUAGUGUAACAUCAUGGAACAACGUUGCAAAUGUCUAUUUCCUUGAGUGCUUCUGCGGACACAAUGUAUCAGCCGUUUUGUUAACAGUGAGUAGCAGUUUAUAUUUUGGAGCCUCUGCCAAAGCUAGUUUGGAGAUUUGUGAAUGUGAGAUUGAGAUUCAACGCAGUUAUGGUUAGCAAAGGCCACAUGUAGUCUGCUACAGUUUCAUGAUAGUCAACGAUGCCAGUUAAAGGGAAUCUAUUGGGGACUUGUGUUGCAUAGUCUGAAUUGGUAGGCCGCUAUCAUUGUGAUCAGUGGUCUAUUGUGUGGAUGAAGUCAGAUAGUUAAAAUCUGUUUAAUAUUUUUCCAUAGAAAUUAUAAAGUGCCUUUGGAAAGUAUUCAGAUCCCUUGAAUUUUUCCACAUUUUGGUAGGUUACAGCCUUAUUCUAAAAUGGAUUAAAUCGUUUUUUCCCCCCUCAUGAAUCUAAACACAA
Molecule: messenger RNA, 9920 nt
Organism: Oncorhynchus mykiss (rainbow trout)
Lineage: Eukaryota; Metazoa; Chordata; Actinopteri; Salmoniformes; Salmonidae
Source: RefSeq, a predicted model, not a curated record